UUUCUGGAAUUAGACUUACUCAGCACUACGCUUACCUUGCAGUCACCUCCCAUCACAGCCCUCGCUGUCGCAUAGAAAUCUCUCAGUUAAUGCAGCUGGCGCAGAGGUCAAUUUCAGCGACUGUUUCAGCAUUCCUGGAAAGCUCUUUACUGGGAAAGUCAUCCGCCUCUGAAACCGGCACGGGCGCUUCGUCAGCGGCGCACGGCAGCCAAUGGAAACGCAGCGAUGGUCGAGAGCGCAGUUCUACGAAACGCCAAGCGGCCGAUGAUGAGGUCGCGGGCGCAAAGAUGUAGCGCUCUUCUUGGAAUGAAAUUCCUAGAACGCGCGUCAACUCAUAAAACAGCCAAACGUGCUGCAAUGGCGUUUCUUACUGCUCUUAGUACAGGAAAAUAACAAUCCACCAAGCCAAACGACAUAUUACUCUUGUUUGAGUACUACUACUUAGCUUUUUUGUUGUUGUUUUGCGUAAUUUUCGUCCUCAUUUUGCUCCCUUCGAUUUCCUAGAGAAUAUUUGACAGAGAAGGCUCGUUCGGUUUAGACAGCAUCAGAGAUUACUGUUGUAAAAUGUUUAGAUGUUGACUAGAUUCGCUCACUUUGUGGACUUUUUGUCGCCAUUAUAGCACUGCUGGAACAAUGUCAGCAGCUUUGGCACUUUGCAGGAUUCGCGUAAAUUUCAGUCUUUCCAAACUGCUGCCCAUUGGUGACGUACAGAAGGUGACGAUUUUAUGCCUAGAAAGAAGGCUCUCAUGCCAGAGCCACCUUCAGGAAUGGUCGCUAGCCAUACAAGUGCCCAAAAUGAGAGGGAUGAAUCAGAGGUUCAGCAAAUUCAGCGGUCCCAAGCCGCUCCCUACUCAUGGGCCCCGGCUGAGGACUUGCGUUUCAUCACCACCACCUUUCAGCACCUACAUACCUCAGGAUGGUACUGGGGUGGUAUGACAGCCAGUGAGGCAAGGGAUGCCCUAAUUGGAGCAUCAGAAGGGACUUUCCUUGUCCGUGACAGCAGCCAUCCACUCUACCUCUUCACCCUGUCCGUACAGACGUGGAGAGGUCCCACUAAUGUCCGCAUCGAAUACGACAGCGGCCGAUUCCGUCUCGAUUCCAGUUUUCCAGCCCGAUCUAGCCUGUUGUCCUUUUCUGCUCUUCCUAGUCUCGUGCAGCACUAUACAUCCACAAGUCAAGGGGAGGAGAGGAUAGCAGAAGAACAUCACAUGGUGUCAAAGGACAAUGGCAUCUUGCUGAAGCUCAGGAAGCCCCUGUACAGGCCUCAGGCCUUUCCAACAUUACAACACCUCACACGCCUCAAUAUAAUCAGACAUACAGAUUGCCAUACACAGCUGCCACUGCCACGGCCGCUGCUGCUGUACUUGCAAAAAUACCCCUUUCAGGUGUGAGGACACUUGGGGGGAUGUUGGUGCAUUUCAGGGGGGUUCGUUUUUGCAAAGUCACAAGUGAUUUAGCCAAAAUUUGCAAAUAUUGCCCACUGGCAGAAUCAUGGGUGCUUUUAUUUUGGUCAUAUGUCAUAGUAGGUGUGCAAAUAACCAAGGACUAUUUUGAGUACAUUUUUUUUUUAAAUAUUUGAAAAUACUUCUCAUUUUAGUAAACAAAAUGUUUCUUUAUCUUUCUGUGCUUCUAAGAAUGGGGCUUCAUCACCAGCUACCAUCACCAGAACAAUGAAAAAAUAAAAUAUCAAAAGAAGUACACGUAAAUAAUACUGUAUUCUGACUGUAAUACUGUGUCUCCAAAGGUGUAAUUUCCUCA
Messenger RNA from Sinocyclocheilus anshuiensis, 1758 nucleotides. RefSeq names its product cytokine inducible SH2-containing protein b (gene cishb). Bases 726 to 1391 code for a protein of 221 amino acids. NCBI's taxonomy places the organism in Eukaryota, Metazoa, Chordata, Actinopteri, Cypriniformes, Cyprinidae. Gene Ontology annotation, cellular component: phosphatidylinositol 3-kinase complex. The record is from RefSeq and is a predicted model, not a curated record. Gene Ontology annotation, molecular function: 1-phosphatidylinositol-3-kinase regulator activity. Gene Ontology annotation, biological process: phosphatidylinositol phosphate biosynthetic process; intracellular signal transduction. The transcript is spliced from 3 exons.